Molecule: messenger RNA, 2845 nt
Organism: Aethina tumida (small hive beetle)
Lineage: Eukaryota; Metazoa; Arthropoda; Insecta; Coleoptera; Nitidulidae
Product: protein pigeon
Exons: 12
Coding region: 84-2765 (893 amino acids)
Biological process (GO): positive regulation of amyloid-beta formation
Cellular component (GO): trans-Golgi network
Source: RefSeq, a predicted model, not a curated record
AAAUAUGAUUAGAUGGAAGCUGCCUGCGAAAACACUCAUCGUUAAUUCCCCCUUGCUAUCUCGUCCGCAGGAGAGAAAUUGUGAUGGUGACUGUGGAUAACUUCGCUUAUAAACUCAAUUCCAUAAUUUUGCAGGAAAAUCCUGAAGAAAAUGCUACCGAAUGGAGAUUAUUGGGCCAAGAACAGGAUGAUAGUUUAUUAUUUAGUUGGAUUCAAGCUAAGAAGACUAAAAUAGGGAUGUAUUGUUAUUCAGAUAAUAAAUUAACUGUACUGUACACAUUUCCUAAUGAAGUUAAUUGCAUACAAGCUUCAGUUAAUGAAAACAAAACUUAUUUAUCGCUGGUCUUGAAAGAACGAGAUGUAAAUGAAGAAAUAUUUAUUUAUAAACCAUUUAUUUACAAAUUAGGAGAUGGCGACAAGCUCUUUGACUUAAACCUGUACAGAAACAAGCAAAUUAUGGUACAAUUCUUGUAUCAUAAACAGUCGGUUCUUUUGGAAAAUCAUACAGUAAAAUUUUUAAUUUUCAUUCAUCAAGAAAGUAUACUCCAAUAUCAAAUAAAGAACGAUACAAUCUACUUAUCUGAAGACAGUUUUACGUUUGAAUGUUUAGUAAAAGCUUUUACUUGGGCACAAUGGGAUCCACUUCAUCAAACUCUCUAUUACAUUCAUAACAAAAAGCCAAUCAGAGGAUUAGUGGAGGAUGAAGAAAAAAUUCCAACGGACUUGGGAACUAAAAUAUCGCCAACAUUAUCUGGACUGCAAUUUCAUGAUGAUUUACCUCAUGAGAGUGUGCUUAACAUUCCUUUGAAUUUACCCCAUUUACCAUCAGUGUCCACAACACACAGAAUAUAUGAAGACGAUACUGUACCAUUACGGAUACAUGAUUGUUCUCUCGAGUUAGUUGUUUUAACAGAUCCCAAUGGAAUGCUUUGCAUAUGUCAUAAUUAUCUUUACCAGCCUAUUCAACCUCAGGAAAUACUUAAAGAUGAAGACGACUGUCCAGUGCAUCUAGCGUAUUCUGUAACUGUUUUACAUCAUAGCUGUGUCAUUCAUUGUGUUAUACCAGAAAUCCCUUGGAACAAGGCUAAAAAUAUUCGGCCAUUAUUCAAACUAUAUGGGGAACACUUAUUAGUGUUUACACCAGGUAUAUGUACUCAACUUCUAGAUAUUGGACUUAUGCACGAGCCGUGUUGUCACAUAACAUCUAAACCUAUAAUAUUUGAAGAGGAAACAAACAAAAUUGUACUUACGCCACUGGCCUCGGUGGGAUCAGAAUAUGUAUUGAAUUUGGCCACGUUGGAUUUAAUUAAUAUGACAAUUCCUACAAAAAUGUUGAUCGAUACAUUUAAAAGUGAUACUCUUUUGGAAAAUAAACUAUCUAUACUUCACUAUUUAAUUGUACAUCAAGGAGAUAUAGAUACUGCAUCAGAGCUGAUUACAUGGAAGGUGGAGAAACCGUUUACUUUGGAACUUCCGCAGCUUCUUAGGGAAUUUUUAGUUGGAGCUACUUAUUCAUCUGUUCAAAGAAACUUACCCUCAGACGCCAAUGAUUUAAUUAGUUUACUUCCUAUUACUAUGCAAAGAAUUGGUUGUGACAUGGAGGUAAAAAUUAAAAAUUAUGUAAAUUGCUUAUCCCAAGAUAUGUUAUGGAAUGCGUCUAUGAUGUUGUUAUCACCACAACAAAGAAUUGUUCCAUACAGAAGUGAUAUUUGGGUAAAAUUAUGGGAGCAAUUGGCAAAAAUUUCUAAGGGUAAAGUACGAUUUAAACAUAGCCACGUUGUAGAAAAACUUAUGAUAUCUCUAGUUUGCUAUCAACCUGAAGUUUUAUCAAGAUCUAGCACACCAUUAUCACCAACUGGUACUACUUCAACAGCUCUUAAUGACUUUCUAAGUAAUCAGUUUGGUAAAAAAAGUCAAGGUGAUUCAUUGCCUUUUUAUGAAGCAGAGAAAUGUACUGCCAGCAAACAAGAACACGUUAUAUCAGUGAAUUUACGAGAAUUAAGUAUGCACCUUUUAAAGCAAAGCGCAGAAAACAAGAUCACCAAGUUUCAGUGGCAAUUGCAAACACCAAUGCACGUUCAUGCUGUGGCUACUAGAUACGUUACGGCCCAGCUGGAUCAAUCCAGAUAUUUAUGUCAGUUAUUAUGUAAAGCUACUGGAUGUGAGCCUAGACACGAAUUAGAUAAGGGAUUCGUUUACAUAAAUGAUCUAACAGAGGAGAAGCGAUACAUAUUGUUAACAAUUUUAGAAAGAUAUUAUUUUGCCAUUGAAUCGUUAGCAUUUCCUUUGCCUCAAGGUUUUUCUUCAUUUUUUGCCUUUCUGGGAUAUAAGACUAUUUCAUUUGAAAUGUUUCUUCAAUAUGUAACAAGGAAUAUAUUUGAACUACAAGUAGAUGUUAUGAAAAUUAUCAUGGCUGAUAUGAAUAAAACUAAGAUAAAUACUGAAAGAAAACUUAAAUUGCUUAGUUUUUUACCAAGAUCCAGGGCUAAAAGACUUUUAAAUCAAUGGAAUCACCCUAUCAGUUUAAUGUUAAGAUCUAGGGAACAUUCAUUGAAUAUUUUGUCUGGAGUGUCUGGCCCGACAGGAAGAGUACAUGGAAUACAAAAAAAUUCAGCAUUCAGAGGCAUGUCAAUGUUUCCAACUGGAGAUAAUCUGUCACCUCUAGAUACAUUUUUGGAUUUAUUAACCGCAAAGGCAAGUUUAGCGGAUCUAGAUUUCAACUUAUUAAUUGAAGCUACUGAAAUGUCUAGUGAAGAAUUUUUGUAGUUUGUUUAUGUGUUUCAUUAACCGUUAUCUGUGUAACUUUCGAUUGUAAUAUUGAAAGAAAAUUAAUAAACAUUCUAUAC